UGUCAGGGACAGGAGGCAACAUCCUCAAGAACAAAAAAAAGAGAGAGCUUAGUUCUUUUUUUCCUUUAUACCACAUGUUUUUAACAUGGCUGAACCUACCACACCUUUAUUUCUAGGCCUUAAACUCCUCCACAUAUUCAGUAUUGGCUGUGUAGGGUCAGCCCAAUUCUAUCUACCUACGUUUUAUAGUACUGUAUUAAACCUAGGCGCCGAUAAGAUCGGUUUCGUAGCAUCUAUCGGUAAAGUAACCUUCUGAUUUUUGGUUUCUCAACAUCCCUCCUUUUUAUAUCCGCUUAUACGAUACAUAUCCUCUAUCACAGCCCUUUUGACCUUUUUCUCUCUCUUGUUCUCUCUCUGCAGCUCCAUUUGUGUCAUGUUUAGCAUUUCCAUUUUGGAUGGCAUGGGCUGACAAGACCCAGCAAUAUAAAAAGAUCAUGGCAAUCAACAUGCUCAUUGGCUUGGUAUUUAUCUUGUCUAUAAGUCUGGUGCCAUCCAUUACUACAAGCAACAGCAACGAGUGGACCAUCACAACACUCGUGAGUAUCGGUUGUCUGGGCUACGCGUUCUUUGGCUACCCCAUCAUUGGCACCUGUGUAGACUGUGCAACACUGCGGGUGCUCGGCGACCGGAAGCAGCAGCUUUAUGGAAAAAUGAAGAUGGGCUGCCCCGUUGGAUUCGGUCUCUCCGUCUUCUUGACCGGCAUAAGCAUUGAUCUCUGGGGCCCUUAUGCGCUCUUUGGCAUAUUUGCAACAUGUGUUUUAUCGUUUGUCUGCACUUGUCUGCUUACUGAUCUCGAACCCUAUCCAUGGCCUCAGCAGAGACGACCCAUCAAUAACAGCAACCGCACUACUACUGCUGCUGCUGGACAACAUCACCAUCAUGAUGACGUUAUCGUUUACGGUGAUGAUGAUGAUGAUGGUGGUGAAGUUGACGGUGACAACGAUAAUGUCGAUGAUGAUGAUGAUGAUAAAUUGAAGAGCCCCUCAUCCAUUUGGGACCUGGCAACACAACCACAGGCCGUGCGAUUCUUUAUCGUCAUGACACUCCUGGGGAUCGUGAUGGGGAACGUUACCGCAUUUCUAUUCUUGUUCAUUGAAAAAGAUUUACACGGUAGUCCCGCGCUUGUAGGGCUUCUAGGUCCGCUGGCCAGUUGCACCGAAGUAGUCUGCUUCUUUUUUGCCAAGGAUAUUUUCAGAUGGCUCGGUCCACGAAGGAUGUUGAUUGUUGCGCAUAGCGUUCUUGUCUGUCGAUGCCUGAUCUAUAUGAUUGCUACCACGAUUUCAAGCGGCGCUUACUUGGCUGCCGCGAGCCAGCCGCUGCAUGGUAUCUGCUUCUCAUUACUGUGGAGUGCGGGCGUGGUGGAAGCCGAUAACAUAGCCCCUCCGGCCCUGAAGGCACGGUCGCAAGGACUGCUGGGCACGGUAUAUCUUGGUUUAGGCGCCGGUGUUGGAUCGCUCGUGUGUGGCUACGUCUACGAGCAUUCGGGAGCCGUCAGCAUGUGGUUGCUGACUAUGAUCCUCACUCUCGUGAGUCUAUUUACGUAUACUGCUCCCGUGGUCGACAAGUGUAUCCAGUCGCUGUGUGCUGUGAUCGCCCGUCGGCGACAUGCUGAUUAUACCGUGAUCGCGUCGAGUGAACACCAUCACCACCAUAACCAUGAUCCUAUGAAGGAUGAUAAUGAAUAAAUUUGUACUCUCUCUUUCCAUAUAUGUUAUUUCGCGUCAUUUGUUUCUUUCCGUUAUGGCUGGAUGUUCAUCGUAUACAAGAGAGGAGCGGAGGGAGUGUGUGUG
This is a messenger RNA of Zychaea mexicana, 1790 nucleotides long. Its product is annotated as major facilitator superfamily domain-containing protein. The record is from RefSeq and is a predicted model, not a curated record. The transcript is spliced from 4 exons. Bases 396 to 1685 code for a protein of 429 amino acids. Lineage: Eukaryota; Fungi; Mucoromycota; Mucoromycetes; Mucorales; Lichtheimiaceae. Gene Ontology annotation, cellular component: membrane.